Triticum aestivum (bread wheat) is the source of this 539-nucleotide messenger RNA. RefSeq lists its product as uncharacterized. The record is from RefSeq and is a predicted model, not a curated record. Lineage: Eukaryota; Viridiplantae; Streptophyta; Magnoliopsida; Poales; Poaceae. The transcript has a single exon. Bases 99 to 539 code for a protein of 146 amino acids.
GUCACACACUCCAGAACUCUGAGUCUCUGACACAACCCACGUCCAUCUCUAGCUUCUACCAGUUGAAGCACACACGCACCAAGGCAGAGGCAGACUCCAUGGACGCUGUGGAGUCCACUUCGCCCUACUCGCCGCCGUCGCUGCGCCACAAGCUGCGGACAACCGUCUGCGGCUGCUUCGGCUCGCCGUCGUCGCCGGGCAACGAGGGAGAAAGACCGCACAGCGGGGGCAGGACGAGGUGGAGGCGACGGGUGGCGGCCGCGGGCGAGUUCAGGUACGACCCGCUGAGCUACGCGCUCAACUUCGACGACGGCAGCAGCGGUGACAGCGAUGGUGCGGACGGGGAGGACGCCACCUUCCGGAACCGAAACUUCAACUCCCGCCUGCCUCCCUCGCCGGUGCCGGCCUCCCGAGCCGUCGCCAUCGCCAUCGCCUCAAGACUGAAGUCCUUUGCUGCUUCUGUAGCUUUAGUCUCUCUGACUUUUCUUCUUCUCCAAGUGAGAUUGAAUCAACUCUGUAAAAGUGAUAUUGAAUCGUAG